UGAGGCUCUUCAAAUUCACCCACUCGCGUCUCCCGUCGUCUGUGCAGGAGCAUCAUGUCUGCUCAGGAGCAGCAACAGGCGCAGACCCCCCGGCCCGCGGAGGCUCCGGAGCUGGACGCCGCGAACAGAUACGAAGCGGUUGUUCCCCACUGGUUCUUCUGCAAGGUCACGGACUCCAGGGAGCGAUGGAUCCCCUUCAGCACGCAGGACUCGGAGAGGCUGGAAGAGGCUCACGGCUCGGGGAGAGACAAAGAAGAUCUGGUUGUCCCAACAUCGGGGGGUAGGUAUGACGUGGAUCUGAAGAAGAGGCAGCGUGUCGCAGUGUACUGGGAGGAGGAGGUAUCUGAAGUGCGUCGCUGCACCUGGUUUUACAAGGGAGACAAGGACAACAAGUACAUUCCCUACUCGGAGGCCUUCAGCGAAGAACUGGAGGAAGCUUACAUGAUUGCUGUGACCCUGGAUGAGUGGAAGAAGAAACUGGAGUCCCCUAGCAGGGAAAUCAUUAUCUUGCACAACCCAAAGCUGAUGGUGCACUACCAUCCGGUUGCCACCUCCGAUGACUGGGGCUCAACUCCUACGGAACAAGGUCGACCUCGGACUGUGAAGAGAGGAGUAGAAAACAUCCCUGUCGAGAUCCCCAAUGGAGAGCCACUGCAAAUCGAUCACCUGGUUUUCGUGGUGCACGGGAUCGGCCCUGCAUGUGACAUUCGGUUCAGGAGCAUCGUCCAGUGUGUGAAUGACUUCAGGAAUGUUUCUCUGAGCAUGCUGCAAGCGCACUUCAAGAAAGCCCAGGAGCAGCAGCAGAUCGGCCGGGUGGAGUUCCUACCUGUGAACUGGCACAGCUCCCUCCACUCCACCGGGGUGGACGUCGACCUGGAGCGAAUCACUUUGCCGAGCAUCAAUCGCCUGCGUCACUUCAUCAACGACACCAUCCUGGACGUUUUCUUUUACAACAGCUCCACCUAUUGCCAGACCAUCGUGGACACGGUGGCGUCCGAAAUGAACCGCCUCUACCAACUCUUCCUGCAGAGGAACCCGCUCUUCAAAGGGGGGGUCUCCAUUGCGGGGCACAGCUUGGGGUCGCUCAUUUUGUUUGAUCUCCUGACGAACCAGAAGGCUGAUCCCGAUGAGGACGAGUGCAGCGAAGAGGGGUCUAGGACAACCUCAAGCAACAGGGGUAUGGAGGAAGUAAGAGAAAUCCUGAGGAAGCUGGAGCUGUCCGAAUAUUGUGAUGUGUUUGAGAAGGAGAAAAUGGACAGGCAGGCACUGUUCUUGUGCACAGAGAAAAACCUUAAAGAAAUGGGAAUUCCCUUAGGACCAAGAAUGAAGAUACUCCAUUACAUGAGCUCCAAGAGGGAGAUGCAGGACCAGAGAGCAGCAGCUCCCGGGCACAGCGGGGAGCAUGGAGCCGAGCCUGGGUCCCCGUCGCAGCACAACCCGGACAGCACAGACGAUGGCAGGAACUGCCAAUACCGGGACGUUGGCUUAGGACAGGUCUCAGCAAACUAUCCUCAGCUAAACUACAAGCCCACCAUCUUCUUUGCUUUUGGGUCUCCCAUCGGGAUGUUUCUCACGGUGCGAGGAGUGAAGCGGAUCAACCCGAACUACAGCCUGCCCACCUGCAAAGGCUUCUUCAACAUCUUCCACCCCUUUGACCCGGUGGCAUACAGGAUUGAGCCCAUGAUCGUCCCAGAUCUGGAGUUUGAGCCCAUGCUGCUGCCUCACCACAAGGGCAGGAAGAGAAUGCAUCUAGAGCUGAAAGAGGGGCUGACUCGCAUGAGCGUGGACCUGAAGAACAACUUGCUGGGGUCCCUGCGGGUAGCCUGGCAGUCCUUCACUCGAGCCCCGCUGCCAGCCGUGGAGGCAGCGAGUACCGAUGCCGAAGCAGAGGCAGAGGCCAGCGAGGAGAAGCAGCCAGACACAAAGCCAGACGAGACCCCCGCAGCAGUGAAGGAAGAGGCCUCCCUCAUUAAUGUGGGGAGGCUGAACGGAGGGAAUCGCAUAGACUACGUGCUGCAGGAGAAGCCAAUAGAGAGCUUUAACGAGUAUUUGUUUGCACUGCAAGGGCAUCUCUGCUAUUGGGAGUCGGAAGACACCGUUCUGCUGGUUCUGAAGGAGAUCUACCAGACACAAGGCAUUACACUGGAUCAACCUUUGCCAGGAAGCCAGUGACCAACCUGUGCUGUUCUGGCUGCUUGACAUCCAAUUCAACCGAGUACUCACCAGGAAAGUCCAGAUUUCUUCUCUGCCUUCCUCUCUCCUCUGCUGCUGUGUCCCCCGCAUGCUGCUUCCCAAGUACUUGCUGCUACCUGGAGAUAAGGAUGAUUUUCCUCCAUUUUGAGUAGGGGCGGGGGGAAAAAAUAUCAAGGGAAGACACUUCUGCUCAAACAUACACAGCACUUGCACUGUGACUCCCUGUGGCAACAUGUACUUUUAACCCUCCACCUUGUAAGUUAUCACACUAGCUCCUCUAGCACCGAAGCAGACUAGCUGUCUGGGCUAGGAACCAACAUCGAGGGCCUGACUCUGCUCCUGGCAUAGUGAGGAAACUCGCAGCUUGUGACCUUCAGGAAUAAAAGCCUUAAACAUGCAGCGUGGAGAGAGCUAUAGCAGCCUUGUCGAGCGAAGGAUUGCUGACUUCUCCCCGCCAUAACACAGAGCACCAGGCGUGAGGACUGCGGUCUUUGGGAGGUGAAGCCCAGGGCACAGGCGUCUGCUGUUAAGUGAGCAGGAACGUGUCUACCAGCCAUUCUCAUCUUGAAUUGCUGCUGCAUGGUUUGUGCACCUAUGGGUCAUGCCAGGCAGGACCACCCCAUAAAACAGCUCGUGAGAGCGGCAUGUUUGUGCGUGCUUGACCCAGGCGCUCCUGCCUGCUGUUACAGGUUGGCAGAGACGUCUCAGCAUCCUCAGUCAGCCCACAACGGCCAACAAACCAAGGGCCCCCCUGAGGCACUGCCUGCAUCUUGCGUAGGACUACAGCUAGUGGCCAGGUGUAACUAUACGGGAGGAAAGCUUCACCUCCAGAUCAAACUACAGCUAUACUGGGGGAAAUCAGCAGCUCCUCAGCAGCACCCAGGCAAUUUGGAGGCCUGGAGGGACAGCCCUCCUGUGUUUUGCAGGGGCCCAGAGCAACGCUACUGUCCUGCUGCAGUGUGGCUUUCAGGGUGGCUACAGGGAUCUCAUGCCAGCCAGGUUCCAGACGUUAUUUUUGGUUUUAAAUACACAAAAUGCAGCCAGUGAAGUCGGAGCCCAGAUCCAUAGGGUCUGGACACCGUGUCCCAAUGACCCCACUGAAGAAACGACACCGGCUCUGCAGGCAGUUCAGGCUGCAGCUGCCUGUAGCGUGCUAGCUCUGCUCCAAGGGGGACGGGGCCAGAGAGCCUCCCGUGGUCCCCCCUUGUGACCCAAAACCACCCAGGCAGACUCACUGGCCCAGCUGAGGCUGGAGCCUCGGGGCAAGGCAGAGGCAGACGCUUCAGUGAUGUGUAAGGUCGUUGCUGUAACAGCCUUUGGAAGAGCCAAACCACUUUCCCUCCCACUGACUUUUGCCCUGCAUGGGGUAAGGAGCCUUUUUUCCACAGCCUGUUUGUUUGUCCUCCGUUGUACUACAUUAUUUGCACUAUUUGAAAGGUUUUGUUUGCAGCCUACAACCCUCCUCCCAUCCCAAAGGAACGGAAGCUGUUCUUUUACCUGACUGCAGAAACAGACAUGCUGCUCGGUCGGCGCCUGAACUACUGAUUGCUAAAGCGUCUCCUACAAGAGUAGGAAAAGGAACAGUCUUAACACGGGACACUCUCAUGAUCAGCUUUUAAGUUAUGCACUUUGUAAAAAAAAAGUUAAAUACAUUUUAAAUGUUAUUUAAUGUCUUUUCCAGUAAAAGCCAA
Molecule: messenger RNA, 3884 nt
Organism: Gavia stellata (red-throated loon)
Lineage: Eukaryota; Metazoa; Chordata; Aves; Gaviiformes; Gaviidae
Gene: DDHD2
Product: DDHD domain containing 2
Exons: 17
Coding region: 55-2172 (705 amino acids)
Cellular component (GO): COPII-coated ER to Golgi transport vesicle
Molecular function (GO): metal ion binding; protein binding; triacylglycerol lipase activity
Source: RefSeq, a predicted model, not a curated record